AUGGACUCCACACACCCUGACGAUCUCACUGUUGGGGAUGUGUUCACUCCUCAGGCUGACAGUGCUCAGCCCUUCGGAGAACACCCGACCAAUCAACAGGGCCCGGAUGUCCACAUGGGAGGCCUGUCAUCACAUUUCAAGAUGGUCAAUGCUGCAGCCAAUGAGGAUGCAAUGAAGCCACCCGCUUUCGAUGCAAACUUACUUACUGGAAAAGCGCGCCGGAAAGCGAAAAAGAAGAAGCAGGCAAACCAGGCCGAUCCCGCUCGCUCAACCGUACACGGCUCGCGUGUUAAGAGCUCCCGUCCCCCUACUGUAGGAGGGUCUAGUCCUCGUGGGCUUCCGGCGGGUCAUGGAGUGAGCGCAUUAAAGCUCCAACUCGAUUCGCUGAGUCUUGCUGGAAAACCAACCGCGGGCACUAGCGGACUUUGCUCCGAGACCCCCAGCAACGCGAGUGUAUACUCCGACAGUGAUCAAACCGAGGUUCUGACAAGCUAUGAAGUACCUCUCGAUCAGGACUUCGUGAGCCCUGAAGCUGUAGACGGCGAUGAACCGGCUGGUACGGAGACGGGUGCCGGCGCACAGGAAAUGGACAUGCGAAGCAAGCUUUGCCGCAAGAUGACGGCGGAAGACUUUGAGCCCAUACUAUGCCUUGGAAAAGGGUCAUUUGGGACUGUGUUGCUGGUGCGACAUGUCGUUACGGGCAAGCUCUACGCCCAGAAGCAAUUCCGCAAGGCUUCGAUAACCGUACACAAGAAGCUUGUCGAACAGACCAAGACCGAACGCACAAUUCUGGAGAGUGUUAAUAGACAUCCAUUUGUUGUUAAGCUUUUCUAUGCCUUCCAAGACCAUGAGAAGUUGUACCUGAUCUUAGAAUACGCCCAGGGAGGUGAGCUGUUCACUCAUCUUGCCAUGGAGCGCAUGUUUGAGGAAGAUGCCGCGGCCUUCUACAUGGCAGAGAUGGUGCUCGCAUUGGAACAUCUGCACCAGAACGUCGGCGUUUUGUAUCGCGAUCUCAAACCCGAGAACUGUCUCCUCGACCGCGAGGGCCAUCUACUUCUCACUGACUUUGGUCUCAGCAAGAUUGCUCUCAGCGACGAUGAUCGCUGCAACUCAAGACUCGGUACAAUCGAGUACAUGGCUCCAGAAGUUAUCCAGAGCAAGCCAUACGGCAAAGCGUGUGACUGGUGGUCCCUAGGUGCUCUGGGCUACGAUCUUCUCACUGGUUCUCCUCCAUUCCGCGCAAACAAUCACACCAAGCUCCAGGAGAAGAUCAUCAAGCAGAAGCUCGUCAUGCCCUAUUUCCUAGGCCCAGAUGCUAAAGAUCUUCUCAUUCGCUUGCUUCGCAAAGACCCAGCUAAGCGCCUGGGCUAUCAUAUGCCUAAGGAUUUGAUCACUAUCAAGAAACAUCGUUUCUUCCGCAAGAUUGACUGGGCUGCUCUUGAGCGCCGUGAACUCCAGCCCCCGAUCCAACCCAUCGUCACUGAUCCGGCCCUUGCAGAGAAUUUCUCGGGUGAUUUCACAAGUCUUCCUCUUAGUCCUACUGUUGCAAAUGGCUUCGAUGACUUCUGUACGUCGCCUUAUGCUUCUGCGAAUGGUCGAGCCAUGUCCAAGAAGGAUCUUGAGGAUGAGCAUGGGCAUAGCGAGAGCAAUCCAUUUGGUGGAUUUAGCUUUGUCGCUUCGAGCAGCUUGCUUGAUCAUGGACUUGGUGUCAUGACAGCUGGAUACUAG
This is a messenger RNA of Penicillium angulare, 1728 nucleotides long. RefSeq names its product AGC family serine/threonine-protein kinase. Bases 1 to 1728 code for a protein of 575 amino acids. The transcript has 2 exons. The record is from RefSeq and is a predicted model, not a curated record. Gene Ontology annotation, molecular function: ATP binding; protein serine/threonine kinase activity. Lineage: Eukaryota; Fungi; Ascomycota; Eurotiomycetes; Eurotiales; Aspergillaceae. Gene Ontology annotation, biological process: protein phosphorylation.